This is a messenger RNA of Aphanomyces astaci, 1090 nucleotides long. RefSeq lists its product as hypothetical. The transcript has a single exon. The coding region runs from base 22 to 978 and encodes 318 amino acids. NCBI's taxonomy places the organism in Eukaryota, Oomycota, Saprolegniomycetes, Saprolegniales, Verrucalvaceae. Gene Ontology annotation, molecular function: mRNA binding. The record is from RefSeq and is a predicted model, not a curated record.
GAACCACCGUAAAUUAUCCACAUGGCCGAGUCGUUGGAGGAUGAACUUGCGCGCUUCCAAGCAGAAAUCGCGUCGCUGGAGACGGAAGUCAUAUCCGAGAGUGCCCCCACUGUGCCGAUAGAUGGUCAAGAGGUCGCCGCGUCCUCGUCGAAGCGUCCCUUGGAUGGGGAUCUCGACCUCGACGAGGUGGCUCGAAAGCGCCAGAAAGCCAUGGAGGUCGCCAACAAGAUCCUGCAGGCAGCAGCUUCUGCACCGGCGCCAACAGCGAACCAACCUCCCGUUCGUCCUGUGCAAACGGUGAUCGUUCGCGCCCCGUCCAAGCGCGUGGACAAGCAGGUCCCGGAGGAACCACCGGCGAUGUUUGUGCCUCCCCAACCAAAUGUCCUCCGCAUGGAUCAAAUAUCAUCUACCCCGAACGUUUCCAUCAUGCAUGGCCAGUCGCUACCGACCGGCGCGGCCGUGCAGCUGGAGCUCAUGAUCGACCACGUGACCGGGUUGCCGCUGUCGACAAAGGAACAGCUCAUCUUCAACCAGCAGCAAAGCGUGUACAGGUACAAGCCACAGCACAACUUUACAGCGACACAUCAGGCACCGAGCGGCAAAAAGUUUCUGCGCGCCGCGGCCGGCAAAGUCUGGGAAGACUCGACGUUGGCGGAAUGGCCCGAGAACGACUACCGCCUCUUCUGCGGGGAUUUAGGAAACGAAGUCACGGAUGAGCUGCUGUCCCAAGCAUUCGCCGCGUACGCGUCCUUUGCCAUGGCGCGCGUGGUUCGUGAUAAGAUCACGCACGUGUCCAAGGGCUUUGGCUUUGUGAGCUUCAUGGACGGCCUCGACGCCAUGAAGGCCAUGCGCGAGAUGAACGGACGAUACAUUGGGAACCGACCGGUCAAGAUCACCAAGGGCAAGUGGCAGGACCGCGCCCUCGACGUGGUGAAAAAGCACAAAAAAGGCGGCCGCAAAAACAAACAUUUGUUUUGAUGAAAAAACAAAUAAUCUAACGGCUAGAAAAGAUACUACUAAAUAGUACUUCGAAGUACUACUUAUACUGUAGUAGUACUAGUCCGAGGGGUUUGCUUACAAGUGUGAUUUU